AUGAUACGACGGCGAGUCUCACUGGGUGGUGAGAAGCAGCAGCAGCAGCAGCAGCAGCAGCUGUGAGGUGUACGGUGGAUGUGCGAGGGGUCAGAUAAAACUAACUUGUUGUUGGUGGAGGAGGAAACCAGAUCCAAGACAAGAAAGGACUAAUCAUAAAAUGCAGCAACAGAUGAGAGGAGAUCUUGAACUACUACAGCUACUACUCGGCCAGUGUGUGCAGUACAGUACUUGGUACGUUGGAAAGGCGCCUCAAUCCCCAACUCUUACUCAAAGACAUCCGUCCAUACAUCACCAACACCAACGCGGCGGAUCACCUCACGCAGGUGGGUUACAGGCCCGCCGCGAGCUGACCUUACUGUACAGUGCCUUCUCAACGGGACCCAGGCUUCUGGUUGGUACACGAUGUGCCCUGUCCACCCCGGCAGCUUUCGGAAGAUUGUAUCACAGAUCACAGGGGCCUCCAGGGAGGUGGGUGCGGCAGGGGCCACAAAAUAAUUUACUUCGUAUCUGUCAAGGUUUGGGCCAGCAGGGUGGGAUCAGGGUUCUUUUCUCCUGCUGUUGCUGUUGCUGUUGGGCGUGCUGUACUGUACUAACAGGCGAGCGCGGGAGCGUGUGUGAGGGAGGGAAGGGAGGGGUGGAAGAAGCAAUAUCAAACUGGUUCUAUAGACGCGCAAUGUCUUGCGAAACUGAAAGGAGAGGAAGAGUGAAGCGAACGCAGCCAUGGGAAUAGCUUCGGCCUUUCUUUUACACCUCAUUUCGGCCGUUCACGCUUCAGGCCAGCAAGAGUUCUUGUUUCGU
Mollisia scopiformis is the source of this 801-nucleotide messenger RNA. RefSeq lists its product as uncharacterized. The transcript is spliced from 2 exons. Bases 161 to 733 code for a protein of 190 amino acids. NCBI's taxonomy places the organism in Eukaryota, Fungi, Ascomycota, Leotiomycetes, Helotiales, Mollisiaceae. The record is from RefSeq and is a predicted model, not a curated record.